Messenger RNA from Durusdinium trenchii, 598 nucleotides. The record is from the annotation of a GenBank genome assembly. Lineage: Eukaryota; Dinophyceae; Suessiales; Symbiodiniaceae.
GCUCAAGGUGAUCAUUCCCGAACUCCACAGCUCCCGCAUUGUGAAGCCAUGUCGGUGCAGUUUCAGUCCCAGAACUUUCAGCACAUCUUGCGUAUGUGCAACACCAACGUGGAUGGCCGCCAGAAGGUCAUGUUUGCACUUACAGCCAUCCGUGGUAUUGGUCGACGAAUCUCAAACAUCGUGUGCAAGAAGUGCGACAUUGACUUGAACAAGCGUGCGGGAGAGCUCACCACCGAUGAGGUGAACAAGAUUGUGGCAGUUGUAAGCAAACCCUUGGAGUUCAAGAUCCCAGCAUGGAUGCUGAACAGGCAGCGUGACGUCAAGGAUGGCAAGAUGUCCCAGAAGUAUGCCAACUUCCUGGAUCAGGCCCUCCGAGAGGACAUUGAGCGAAUGAAGCGCGUCCGCCUUCACAGGGGUCUUCGUCACUACUGGGGCAUCCGUGUUCGUGGUCAGCACACGAAGACCACCGGCCGUCAUCGUGCUUUCGCUGCCAUGGAGGCUUCCAAGGGCAAAAAGUAAAUCAAUCGCGGAACAUUGCGGGGAGCGUGGAAUGGGAAAAAGUCAUUGACCUGCAAUGCUCGUCUCGGUCUUCUUGCCG